This is a messenger RNA of Dermacentor andersoni, 326 nucleotides long. NCBI's taxonomy places the organism in Eukaryota, Metazoa, Arthropoda, Arachnida, Ixodida, Ixodidae. The record is from RefSeq and is a predicted model, not a curated record.
AUGGGCUGUCCAGCAGGCCCGCGCAGCGGCCGCCAGUGCUUUGGCUUUAAAGAAAGCUGGUACUUAAUGUACAGAAACUACGAAGUGGAUCCGUACUACGGACUCAGAGCGAAGUGCGUAAAGGUUACUGAAACAGGAAGCGGCUGCACUCUAUGGAAGCCUAAAAGCAGGGUUAUGCAAGAGGACCAAUGCUGCGAUUUCGUUUACGACGUGCUCUGCGGCACAUCACCAAAGUACUACAUCUACGACCACUGCUAGCAGAAGAAAUUUCACUUAUCAUGUGGCUAAAAUGGCAGAUAUAACUAAAGUGGAAUAAAAAUAACGAA